AAUGCAGCGGGAGGCGUGACUGUAUCACUUUUACCAUUUCUUCCAGGAAGUAAACUUGUUUUGUCUUGAAGUGUUUGUCAGGUGCAGCACUGUGUCUUCUGUCUGAUAGAAACGUGUCGAUGGUAAACUUUUCCUGCUGGCCGCCAUGUCGGAUUGUUUAGACCGGUCCACGAAGAUCAGCUUGUUGAAGGAGCCGGUAGUGAAGAAGCUCUGCGAGGAGUUGGACAAAUCCAGCAGCAAAGGAUGGCGAAAACUGGGAGAGAUAGUCGGCGGUGAGAGACGGUUUAAAGUCAGCUCAGACGACAUGGAGAUGUGCUCUCUGAAGGUGUUGGAGCUGGAGGGGAGCCCGAGCCGCAUGCUGCUGAGGCUGAUGGGAGAGCGAGGCUGCACCACGGGUCACCUGGUCGACUACCUCCAAACUCUGGGAAACUCGGAGGCUCUUCAGUGCCUGAAACCACCAGCCCUACAGAUCCUCAUUCAGCCCCAGUCGGUGGCUCUCAUAUCUGGACACAAUCUCCGUCUGAGCUGUCACGCUGUGGGAAAAUCUCCAGUUCAGUACCAGUGGUUCAAGACCAAGGAAGAGGUGCCGAACAGCUCCUCUCCAGACCUGGUGAUAAGUCCAGUCCACCUGAAGGAUGCUGGCUUUUACAUCUGCAGGGUCAACUGUGGAGACACGUUUGAAUUCAGCCAGUGGGCUCAGGUGGACGUCCUGAAUGUCACCUCAUCCUGUGGGCAGAGAUAUCACUCCUUAGAGGGUCGGAUGAAGUUGGUGAUCCAGCCUCAGUCCCACCGGCUUCAUGUUAGGGAAACCCUGCAGCUCGAGUGUGGAGCCGUGGGACGGCCGAUCCCUCGGUACCAGUGGCACAGAAAUGGAGUCCCAAUCCCCAGCGCCACGAAGCGGAAACUCACGAUUCCUCAUGCGAUGCAGGAUCACCACGGCAGGUAUCGCUGUGAGAUCAGCAGCAGCAGCGAGAGAAUGUGGACCAAUGAAGUAGACGUUGUUAUAGAACCAGGGAUAUCUGUGCAGAUUUCAGAGGCAAUGGAGUGCUCUGAAGAUGACAUUUACGCCAUUGGAGGAGACUCCAGUGAUUUAUUUCUAAAGAGUAUUCCAGAGCAACUUUAUGCGACUGACAAAGUGGCCCUGCUGAUCGGCAACCUGUCCUACAAAAACCACCCGCAGCUCAAAGCUCCCAUGGUGGACGUGUACGACCUCACUAACCUCCUGCGGCAGCUGAACUUCCAGGUGGUGUCACUGCUGGACCUCACAGAGUCGGAGAUGAGAAACGCUGUCGAUCAGUUCCUGCUGCUGCUUCACAAAGGAGUCUACGGUCUGCUGUACUACGCUGGUCACGGAUAUGAGAACUAUGGCAACAGUUUCAUGGUGCCGGUAGACGCACCAAACCCGUACCGCUCAGCCAACUGCCUCUGUGUGCAGAGCAUCCUGAAACUGAUGCAGGAGAAAGAGACGGGCCUCAAUGUCUUUCUGCUGGACAUGUGCAGGAAGAGGAAUAUCCAUGAUGACAGCGCUCCAAACAUUGUCCUCAGAGUUACAGCCAACAUUGUCUUUGGAUACGCUACGUGUCAAGACGCGGAGGCCUUCGAGCUGAGCUCCAGCGGCUUCACCAACGGCGUGUUUGUCAAGUUUUUGAAGAAGCGGCUGCUGGACGACGAGAAGAUCACUGUGGUGCUGGACAGAGUGGCUGAGGACAUGGGUCAGUUUGAUGCUACAAAGGGGAAGCAGGCUCUGGAGAUCCGCAGCAGUCUGUCAGAGAGGAGAGCUCUGACCGAUCCUAUCCUGCCCGGCGACAGCGCUGACCUCGCUCACGCUCGCAGCCUCCAGUGGGCAAAGGCUCACGAGCUUCCUGAGAGUAUGUGUCUCAACUUUGACUGCGGGGCUCAGAUUAAGUUGGGCUUUGCUGCAGAGUUCUCCAACGUGCUCGUCAUUUACACUCACAUCGUUAAGAAGCCCGAAGACAUGUCGUUCUGUCAGGCUCACGUCACCGACUUCUCACAGGACCUCGACGUGGACCCUAAAGAGAUGAACCGAGAGACUCCAGAGGAGACGGGAAUCUACCUUCUGUCCAGCAGCCUGCCGCAGCACUGUCUCUACACCAGGGUCAGCUCACUGCAGAAGCUCAGGGAGGAGCUGGUCUUCACCGUGUGCCUUCAGGGCCGCUUCACCGCCAUGGAUGACGAAUCCGUCCACUGGACCAAAAGUAUUAACAUUGGUAAGCCGCUGAUCGCCCGUCUGGACCUGCACCGAGCCGUGCGGCGCAACAGCUGCCUGCAGACGUGCAUGAUGCCCCACAGCCCGUCCCACAGCCCCUGUCACAGCCCCGGGCCCGAGCACCGCCUCCACCUCCAUCACGGCUCGCACCAGGCCCAGGACUACAGCCGCCUGUCACCACAGCACCUCUACCUGGACGCGUACGAGCAUCUUCAGGGUGCGGUGGGAGGCUGCGACUCCUACUACGACAACCUCAGCCAGUCUCGCGAUGGAGCUGCGUACGACUCAGCAGGUGGGCUUUCGUGCUCGCCGGGGAGACACAGCAUCCCUAUAGAGGCCACUGAUGACAUCAACGAGCUGCAGACGGUGUUCAUCAACAGUCUGCAGCUGCAGCAGCAGUGAAGAGAAGCUUUAAACGUCCUAACUGAAAUAUUGCUGCUCUUUCUGUUACAUGUUGUGACUUAGGGACUGUUGGUUAUCUAUGAGAGGGGAGGAGGUGGUGCAACAAGGAGGGGGCAUUUCAAAUGUUUUUUUUCAAGUACUGAGAAAGGACUUUUUAAAAAUUUUAUUUUGGCUUUAAGGAGGGGCAUGCCACUUUAAAUGGAUUUAUUUUGUAUUUAAUUUACUGCCAAUUUUUAGAAAGAAAACAUGCCAUU
Messenger RNA from Plectropomus leopardus (leopard coralgrouper), 2883 nucleotides. RefSeq names its product MALT paracaspase 1 (gene malt1). Gene Ontology annotation, molecular function: cysteine-type endopeptidase activity. Gene Ontology annotation, biological process: proteolysis. NCBI's taxonomy places the organism in Eukaryota, Metazoa, Chordata, Actinopteri, Perciformes, Serranidae. The record is from RefSeq and is a predicted model, not a curated record.